AUGGCAUCCUUCGAAUCGUGGCAGUCGCCGCUCUCCUCGCGCUAUGCGUCCAAGGAGAUGUCCGGUCUCUUCUCCAAUGCCACCCGUUUCUCCACCUGGCGCGAACUUUGGCUCAACCUUGCCAUCGCCGAGCGCGAGCUCGGGCUCGACAUCCCAGCCGACGCCAUCGAGCAGAUGCGCGCCAACCUCACUCUCGAUGAGCGUCAGAUGGCCUUGGCGGCCGAAGAGGAGAAGAAGCGACGUCACGACGUGAUGGCGCACGUGCACGUGUUUGGGCUUGUCGCACCCAAAGCGGCGGGUUUCAUCCAUCUGGGUGCUACGUCGUGCUACGUGACGGACAAUGCGGAUCUGAUCUUUUUGCGCAAAGGGUUGGAUCUGUUGUUGCCCAAGCUGGCGUUGGUGAUCGAGAGACUGGGGGCGUUUGCGGAGAAACACAAGGCAUUGCCCACGUUGGGAUUCACCCAUAUGCAACCGGCGCAGUUGACGACGGUUGGGAAGCGCGCGACGCUGUGGAUCCAAGAACUCCUGUGGGAUCUGCGCAACAUCCAGCGUGCGAGGGACGAUCUCGGAUUCCGCGGUGUUAAAGGUACCACGGGUACCCAGGCUUCCUUCCUCGCGCUGUUCGAUAAUGAUCACGCCAAGGUCGAGGCCCUCGACGAGAGGGUGACGGAGCUCUUCGGUUUCCCGUACGCCAUGCCGGUCACCGGUCAGACGUACUCCCGCAAGAUCGACAUUGACGUCCUCAACUCUCUCGCUUCUUUCAGCGCAUCCGCGCUCAAGAUGGCGACGGACAUCCGACUGUUGUGUCACCUCAAGGAGGUGGAGGAGCCGUUCGAGAAGGACCAGAUUGGAUCCAGUGCCAUGGCGUACAAGCGCAACCCGAUGCGAUCCGAGCGCGUGUGCGGUCUCGCCCGUUGGUUGGGCAACGCGGUCAACUCGGCUCGUGAGACCGCCGGUGCACAGUGGAUGGAACGUACGCUGGACGACUCGGCCAACCGCCGCCUCUCCAUCCCCGAGGCCUUCCUCACCGCCGACGUCAUCCUGACCAUCCUCCAGAACGUUUCGGAGGGUCUCGUCGUCUACCCCGCCAUCAUUGCGCGCAGGAUUCAGUCCGAACUGCCCUUCAUGGCUACGGAGAACGUUAUCAUGGCCAUGGUCCGUGCCGGGGGUGACCGUCAGGAAUGCCACGAACGCAUCCGUGUGCUCUCCCACCAGGCCGCCGCCCAGGUCAAGGAACACGGCAAGGAGAAUGACCUUAUUGCAAGGAUCAAGGACGAUCCGUACUUCCAGCCUGUCCUGAACCAGAUGGAUGCCUUGUUGGAUCCCAAGUCGUUCACGGGUAGGGCUGAGCAGCAGGUCGACAGCUUCUUGGCCAAAUGGGUCCAGCCCGCGCUUCAGCCUUACCAGGCCGCCAUCAGCGGUGCUGGCAAGGCCGAGCUGUCCGUCUAA
Kalmanozyma brasiliensis GHG001 is the source of this 1449-nucleotide messenger RNA. RefSeq names its product Fumarate lyase, N-terminal. The transcript has a single exon. The coding region runs from base 1 to 1449 and encodes 482 amino acids. The record is from RefSeq and is a predicted model, not a curated record. NCBI's taxonomy places the organism in Eukaryota, Fungi, Basidiomycota, Ustilaginomycetes, Ustilaginales. Gene Ontology annotation, cellular component: cytosol. Gene Ontology annotation, biological process: 'de novo' AMP biosynthetic process. Gene Ontology annotation, molecular function: N6-(1,2-dicarboxyethyl)AMP AMP-lyase (fumarate-forming) activity; (S)-2-(5-amino-1-(5-phospho-D-ribosyl)imidazole-4-carboxamido) succinate lyase (fumarate-forming) activity.